Molecule: messenger RNA, 2002 nt
Organism: Caenorhabditis auriculariae
Lineage: Eukaryota; Metazoa; Nematoda; Chromadorea; Rhabditida; Rhabditidae
Source: the annotation of a GenBank genome assembly
AUGGGAAACAACCAAUCAGGUUCGGCUAAUAAACGUGAUCGUCUCCCAGAUGCUGGUAAGAUAAAUUGAAAUUCUAAGUAUUUACGUGAUUUCUAUAGGAAGUCCACACCGUGCUAGGGCUAUGAGUGGAUCGGGAAGCGGAAACGCUGAAGACGAGUGUCCUGUACAAGUAGGCGUCGUCUUGUAGAAAAUUAUACUUUUUUUUUGUUUUGUAGGUAAAAAUCGCAAAAAGCGAAGCUCCAACCAACUCUCAAUUCAAAUCCAAUGAGUAUCCUGUCGUUUUCAAAUGGACCAAUUCUGCUGUUUGGUGAGCUAUUUUGUUUGUGAAAUGAAUACUUUGACCGUCUGGGAAACUUCUCAUGUUUUUUACAGCCAGCCGCGGUCGGUGUUCCUUUGUGGAUCAUGGGACGGUUGGCGCUCGAAAAUACCGCUCGUCAAAUCGACGGCCGACUUUUGCACCAUUCUGGACUUGGAACCAGGUGCCGCCAUCUUGCGAGAACUUUCGACGACUGUUUUUACAGGCAAACAUGAGUACAAGUUCAUGGUUGAUAACAAGUGGGUGGUUGACGACAACCAGCUGAAAACGGCCGAUAAUCUCGGCGGCGAGAAUAACAUUAUAACGAUCGACCAGGACGACUUUGAGGCAGGCAUUUGGGGCUGAACUUUGUAUUGUAACCACUAAAAAAAGAAAAGAAUCAUAAAAAAACACACCGACUUUCAGUUCAUUUUUUCUUUAUUUGAAAGUUCCCUAAUCUCUUCACAAUGCUACCUUUUCUGAAAAAAACGACUGAAAAGAUAUAAAAUUAACGUUAUUUUUUUCAAAUGGCUCUCCCUUUUUUUGAAGUCGCGUGAUUUUCCCACGGCAUACUGUAAAGGAAAAACUUCAAUUUUUCUCAGAUUGAGAGAAAGGAAUUCUGAAAAAAAAGGUGCACGGGAUUUUUCGAUAGAUUACUGUAGCGCCUUGUUCAAAGUUCUUGGUUACUUGGUUUGAAGGAAGAACAACUGCAUAGAGAAAAAUUUACAGCGAAGAAACAAAAAAAACAGUGUGACCGAUUCUACAGUAUAUUUCUAACUUUUGACAUUUCUUCCUGGACUCUUCCGGACAAAUUUGUACACUGCAAAGUACAUACAAAUAAAUUUUAUCCAUUUGGAAACCUUUCAGCAGCUUUCAUGAUGUUCAUAAAACUGUUCUUAAAAGCUCUUGUCAGAAAUAUGAUUCACUUGGAAACUUUUUAAAGUUUUACUUCCGGGCACAAAUUCCAGUGAUAUCAAGGCAGAAGUUAUUUUUAUCUUGAUAUUUUCUCAUCAAAAAAAAAAAUUAUUUCGUACCGUACGAGUUUAAAAACUUAUUUUUAGGUAUUCGAUGCCUUGGAUAAAGAUCUUGCGUCGUCCAACGCUGGCGAGUUGAUGAGAGGAAAGCCAACAAACCAACAAUCUCAUGACACCCCAAAUGAGCGGUGAUAAAAAAUGGAAAUCAUAGAUAUUUUCUGAACUUGUACGUUUCAGUGAACUCGAGAAACAUCGCGUAUUCACUCAAGAUCUGCCGGACCGCAAGAUUUUCCACGAAAAAACAGCGGCGCCUCCCAUCCUCCCACCUCAUUUGCUUCAGGUUAUUUUCAUUGAGGAUUUUUUAACCGAGAUUUGUUAUAGGUGAUCCUGAACAAAGAUACCCCGGUGACCUGCGAUCCGAAUGUCCUGCCGGAACCGAACCACGUGAUGCUGAACCACCUGUACGCUCUCUCCAUCAAGGAAGGGGUCAUGGUUCUUUCUGCCACGCACAGGUGAAUUUGAAACAUUCUUUAAAAAUUUUGUGCUUUUACCGGACCUUUUUUGGUUAUUUUCAAUCUUUACAACGAGCUAAUGACAAAAAUGAAACCGUGAAAAGAUAUUUGACACUUCUGAGGUUAUUCAGAACAGAAAGCUCUCAGCAACGAUAAACUUUUCCAAUCUCAGGUACCGCAAGAAGUACGUCACCACCCUUCUCUACAAGCCCAUAAGCUAA